UCGGUUCUUCUUGGGACUUUUCGACACACCUGACCGUACGAAGUCUCGGUUACAGAACGUAACGUCACUGUUAUUAAUCUUUACAUUAUUGGACUCGGAGAUAAUAGCAAGUUUAGUUUGCACAGUGGUUGUCGUAGUCGCGUUAGGUUCGACUCAGAAAACGCAUUGAUGAGAUGUAUUCCUUACACCGAAUAUUUUAACUAAGCGAUUUGUUACUGGGAUCAACAGCAGCAUGAGAAGCUUUAUUCACAGCAUUGUUUUAUUGCACGUCUGCGGUGUGUUUGGAACUGUGACAGAUGAGAAGUCAGUGGAAGUGUAUGAAGGAGAAUCGGUCACUCUACACAAUGAUGAAACUGAACUACAGAACACUGACACGAUAAGGUGGAGGUUUGGAGAAGAAGGCUCUGCCAAACUUUUGGUUGAGAUGACUGGCAUCAGGAUCACAAAAAAAGAUUUGGAUGAUGGGAGAUUUAGAGACAGACUGGAGUUAUUAGACAGUAAGACUGGAUCUCUCAUUAUCAAGAACAUCAGACACAAACACUUUGGACGAUAUGAAGCAGAAAUCAACCACCGCACUGGGACAGCAUACUUGAGAUUCAGAGUUACUGUCAAAGAUACUCCAAUUGUUUUCAGAGCUGAACAAAGUAACAUCAAGUCGGAGUCAUUGACUGAGGGAGGUUCAGUGACUCUACACACUGAUGUUCAAACACAGAGAGGUGAUAUGAUAGUGUGGAGGUUUGGAGAAGAUGGUGUUCUUCUAGCUAAAGGUGACAAAGAAGACAAUAAGAGCUCAGUAUAUGAUGAUGUUCUUGAUGGGAUGUUCAGAGACAGACUGAAGCUGGAUGAUCACACUGGAUCUCUCAUCAUCAUAAACACCAAAACCACAGACACUGGAGUUUAUAAACUACAGAUCAUCAACAACAGAGACACAAAAUACAAGACAUUCAGUGUUUCUGUCAGUGAACCAGGUCUAUCUGCAAGACAGGUGACAGGAAUAAUCUGUGGGUUCCUGCUGGUUUUUGCUGUUGUUGGUGUGAUUGUGUAUCGCUGCAUUAAAUAUGAACAACAGAAACAAAAGAUUACAGUGAUGACGGUGCCUGAGGGACAUUCUGUCACUCUAGAGUCUGAUGUCACUAAACCUCAGUCUGAUGAUGUCAUUGAGUUGAGCUACAGAGAUAAAGUGAUAGCCACAUUAAAUAAGAACAAGAUCUCUAGUCAUGAAGAGAGAUUCAGAGACAGACUGAAGAUGGAUGAUCAGACUGGAUCUUUCACCAUCACAUACAUCAGAACAGAAGACGCUGGACUGUAUAAAGUAAAGAUCAGCAGCAGCAGUCGAGUGAAAUCAUUCCUGCAGUUCAUCACCUGUCGAGGACCAUUAUACCGUCAAUUCAAUGUUAUUGUCACAGAGAGGAUCAGAUCAGUAGAGUUUGGACAUUCUGUCAUUCUAUCCACUCAUGUUACUGGAAUACAGAGAGGUGAUAAGAUUCAGUGGACAUUUGAAGAUGACAAAACUCUCAUAGCUGAAAUGACUGUAGGGACUGAACCCUCAUAUGACUCGACUGAUGAGAGAUUCAGAAACAGACUGAAGAUGAACCAAGAGACUGGAGAUCUCACCAUCACACACAUCACAGCUAAACGCACUGGAGUUUAUAAAGCUCAGAUCAUCAGCAGAAAAAUUGGAACAGAAUAAAGAUACAGGGUUGUCAUACCUGUGAUCGCUGACGGAGGAGAAUCUGUCACUCUACACACUGAGAGUAAAAUACAGAGAGGCAGUGAGAUCAAGUGGACCUCUGAAGAUAAAACCAUUCUGGUAACUGGAAAGAGUGGAGAUGACAAAGAGACCAAAUUU
Messenger RNA from Triplophysa dalaica, 1849 nucleotides. RefSeq lists its product as uncharacterized. Bases 233 to 1690 code for a protein of 485 amino acids. The record is from RefSeq and is a predicted model, not a curated record. The transcript has 7 exons. NCBI's taxonomy places the organism in Eukaryota, Metazoa, Chordata, Actinopteri, Cypriniformes, Nemacheilidae.